GGCAGAGGGGCGGGCUCUUCCGGCCUCCCCGCUCUUCCUCUUCCCGCCGGGCCCUGCCGUCCCUCUCCCGGUGACUUCCGGCCGGGGCGGGGGGGUCGGAGCCGCCGCUGCGCCCCCCGGUGCCCCCCCCCCAUUGCGCCGCCAUAGGGGCUGUGCCCCCCCCGCCCCAUAGGGCCCCCCUAUAGGGCCCCUCUAUAGGGCCCCCCCCCCGGUCAAAGAGCAGCCCCCCCCCAAAGGAGCAGGCGGGGAGGGGUUGGGGGGGGGUAUCGCCCAUAAGGACCCCCCGCCCUCCUCAUCCUCACCCGAGGAGGAGCUGGGUGGGGGGGGAUCGCGAAGUGAAAAGGGGGGGCCCCUGUGAGGAUCCCCCCCCCCCCAAAGCCAUGGAGAUGCAGAAGGGGAAGGGGGGAGCAGCAGCAGGAGGAGGGAAGUUGCUGGUUUCCACCCUUCUGGAUGCCAAGGAUGAGUUGGAGGAGAGGCUGGAGAGGUGUGUGGGCAUCGUGACUUCGCUCACCAACGGGCUCUCAGAGAGGGAAGCCAACGAUGCUCUCAACGCUCACAUAUGCAAAGGAACCCCCCAGCACGAGGAGAUCUGCCUGGGGCUCUUCACUCUGGUCCUCACUGAACCUGCUCAGGCACAGAAGUGCUACCGGGACUUGGCCCUGGUGAGCCGAGAUGGGAUGAACAUUGUCCUCAACAAGAUCAACCACAUCCUCAUGGAGAAGUACUUGAAGCUGCAGGAUACCUGUCGCACCCAGCUCGUGUGGCUGCUGCGGGAGCUGGUGAAGAGCGGGGUGCUGGGCGCAGAUGGUGUCUGCAUGACCUUCAUGAAGCAGAUUGCAGGUGGGGAUGUGACAGCAAAGAACAUCUGGCUGGCUGAGAACGUGCUGGAGAUCCUCACUGAGCAGAGAGAGUGGGUGCUGAAGAGCAGCCUGCUGAUCGCCAUGGCCGUGUACACCUACCUGCGGCUCAUCGUGGACCACCACGGCACGGCCCAGCUGCAGGGGCUGCGCCAGAAGGAGGUGGAUUUCUGCAUCUCCCUGCUCCGUGAACGGUUCAUGGAUUGCUUCAUGAUCGGCCGGGACCUCGUGCGGCUGCUGCAGAACGUGGCGAGGAUCCCCGAGUUCGAGCUGCUCUGGAAGGACAUCAUCCACAACCCCCAGGUCCUCAGCGCCCAGUUCACAGGUGUCCUCCAGCUCCUCCAGUCGAGGACAUCCCGCAAGUUCCUGGCCUGUCGCCUCACUCCCGACAUGGAAACCAAACUGCUCUUCAUGACCUCGCGGGUCCGGUUUGGGCAGCAGAAGCGGUACCAGGACUGGUUCCAGAGGCAAUACCUGUCCACCCCAGACAGCCAGUCCCUGCGCUGCGACCUCAUCCGCUACAUCUGUGGGGUGGUGCAUCCCUCCAACGAGGUGCUCAGCUCCGACAUCCUCCCGCGCUGGGCCAUCAUCGGCUGGCUCCUCACCACCUGCACGUCCAACGUUGCUGCUUCCAAUGCCAAACUGGCCUUAUUCUAUGACUGGCUCUUCUUCAACCCCGAGAAGGACAGCAUCAUGAAUAUAGAGCCUGCCAUCCUGGUGAUGCACCACUCCAUGAAGCCUCAUCCUGCCAUCACCGCCACGCUGCUGGAUUUCAUGUGCCGGAUCAUCCCAAACUUCUACCCCCUCUGGAGGCUCACGUCCGCAAGGAGUGUUCAACUCCUGACCCACAUCGUGGAGAAGCGAGUCCUUGCACAUCUGGCCCCUCUCUUUGACAAUCCCAAGCUGGACAAGGAGCUCCGUGCCAUGCUGAGGGAGAAGUUCCCGGAGUUCUGCAGUUCCCCCUCACCCCCCAUUGAAGUCAAAAUUGAGGAGCCUGUUUCCAUGGAGAUGGAGAACCACAUGUCAGAGAAGGAUGACAGUUGCUAUGACAACGCUGAGGCAGCCUUCAGUGACGAUGAAGAAGAUCUGAACAACAAAGGUGAGGAGAGCUCAUGUCCUCCUGCAUCGCCUCCGCAUCGUGUGUCCCCAUGUCCCCAGUGACCUGCUGGCACCUUC
Molecule: messenger RNA, 2033 nt
Organism: Strigops habroptila (Kakapo)
Lineage: Eukaryota; Metazoa; Chordata; Aves; Psittaciformes; Psittacidae
Gene: INTS3
Product: integrator complex subunit 3
Exons: 15
Coding region: 381-2018 (545 amino acids)
Cellular component (GO): cytoplasm
Source: RefSeq, a predicted model, not a curated record